AUGCCCAAGCCUGCACGCCUUCACUCUGGCCGCACGCGGUCCUGCGCUGUAUGCUUCGCGCCAUUACAGUACACAUCAGCUACCAGUUGGGACGACUUUCUACAGAGCGAGGAAUAUCUUCGCCAGCUGCAAGCUAACGUCCUGCAGGACGCCUUUAUCUCUUCGCUCAUCUGCGGCGAAAACACAGCAGGUGAUCUGCCUACGGAGCAUCGGAUGCACAAGAACAGAAAGCUCAAAUGUCGUCAGAGUGUGGCAGACUACAGGAACAUGACGGGCGCCGGAGUUGUAGACAAAUCUGGCACGGAGAAAGGAUCCAUCCGGACGCUCGAGGAGAUGCUCAUUGAGGCAUUACCCACUCCAGUCUUCACCCACGUGUUGGAAAGGAGACUAGCUGUGAUCUCUCACAGCACAAACAUAGCCUGUGAGCUUAUGAGUCAUGACGGAGUGAAGAAGAUCCCAAGACCAGUGGAAACAGCCCCAGGGAACGAGGAAUUGCACCAUUUAGCUAUCCACACACUCGGCGCGCUACUGGGGGCGUUCGAUUACAAUAGCCCACAAGCUUUACGGUCUUUUGAAGAGCUGUCACAGCUGUUAACGUGCUUCCCAGUGCUGUCGUUGUUCUCGUUCUGGAGUCCAAUGAAGAAGCCACCGGAUAAAGUGUUGCUGUUUGAUAAAGACAAGGUGGCAGCUUCAUCUGUGACGUCCAGUUCGGACUCGCAUGGAGCUUAUGGUGCAGUAGACGGAGUGGACAAUACCUUCUGGCAGUCCCAACCGAGACCAGGCGCUGUGUACUUUGUGGUGGAGUCGACGGAGCUCGAGAAGGUGACGUCUAUCGCUAUUCAUUGGCACAUGAAGUACGUACCGCAAACUGUCAGCGUGCAGUACCGUACUGAGGGGAGCGACAGUUUUAUUCAGCUGGCAGGAGACCGAAGUGUCUCUCUGUCUAGCCCCACUGUGAUGGAAACAAGCUUCCCACCGUCAUGCCAAGAAGUGCAGAUUGUCAUGACCGGGACGCCGGCUUCGAACCGUAAUGGCACGUACGCGAUUGAGCACUUGCGCUUCAAAAUGCCCGCUCCUGGAUCUCUAUUCGCCGACCCCAAGGCAACAGUUAGUGCUAUUGCGUAUUGGCUUCUGGGUGCACUGGAGAAUGCCGACGAGGUCAUGGCGACAGAAGCCAUUGGCGCUCUUAGAGCUUGGGCGCUGUCAACGUCAUCACUUGAAGUUACGUUGCUGUUCGUGGAUCUGCUGUUGCGCUUCGAUGCCGACCAAGACCCACGACGAUCUAGAAUUGCAACGCUCGCACUGGAGCAAGGACGACUAUUGCUGAAGGGCAUUAACGCAUAUCAUCGGGAAGAAUCCCAGCGAUUGACGCACGAAGGAGACAAGGUCGCUUUUGGAGACGUUCGCAGAGUUGCCGCCGUGUUCGAGUCUUCGGUUUGCUCUACGGGUGUAGUAGUCGAGGAUGGAGGGCUUGUUGUAAGGACGCGGGAAACGAGCUACCAGUACGCAGCUGUGAACUGCGGCAUCUCGUCGGGAAAAGCGUCGUGGAAAUUCCGUCUUGAUACAGACACGCAAGACGAUGAGAUGACAUGCUUUGGAGCUGCUAUACUCCCUGUGACGGUGAACGGUUAUGAUUCGUCCCCCAGUCUUUGGAUGCUUCGAGGGUACAAUGGCAAUCUGUACGCUCGUGGACACAAAUUAAAUCGAACUAUCGGUAAAGUGCAUCCUGGCGACAUAGUUCAAGUCGAUAUUGACUUGAGCGAAGGCACGCUGGCGUACAAGAUCAAUGGAACGGAUUACGGCGUCGUAUUUACGGAUCUAGCUGGCCAUGAAGUACAUCCUGCUGUAUCGUUCUAUGGCUCUGGGAAGGUCAUUACUCUACUUGGAGUCACGAAAUGGGACUGUGCUGGCUCCGGACCAGCUGACGUUGACCCCGUGUUUCUAUCGAGUAUGAGAGAGCACCAUUUCUCUGUUGGAUAUGGAACGUUAGGGAAGGGAAAUCAGUUGGGGUAUGCGAGCAACGGAGACCCCAACACGCUAUCAGGAAAUGCACCUCCUACCGGCAGCACUUCAAUUCACAUCAACGGCGAGGCUAAGCAGCGGUGCUUGUCGACUCACCCACCGUCUCAUGGCGACGCCUACGUGAUAUACGACUUGUCUGAAGCGUAUCAUGCGAUCAAAGGCGCAGUUGCUAUCAACGAUGACACACGCUACGAGAUCCUCCAGAAUCGCGGCGUCUCGGUCGUAUUCAAGAUCGUAGGCGACGAUAAAGUGCUGUGGCAGUCAAAGCAGCUGUCUGAAACGCACCAGAACGAGGCGUUCGAUGUGAACGUGGACGAGGUGCGCAUGCUGGAGCUGCGGGUGUCAUGUUCUGGCUCGAAUCACUGCGCACAUGCUGUCUGGGUCGACCCUUGCUUGCAUCCUAUCGAGGAGUGGGCAUGCUCAAAUUGCUCCUUUGUCAACAGAGGAUUCUCAAAAGCCUGUACGGUCUGCAGAAAGGGGACUCGUGAUGAAAGCUCGACUUCAGAAGACGCGGAAUCUCUCGGAGAUCUCGGCACUGCAAUCAUCAGCCAAAUCUACGAUUUAUACCAACGUCAAUUGGAGCCAUCAAAAGCAUCUUUGAAGCCCUCCAUCCAGUUUGAGGAACCGUUCUGCCGUCAGCCGAACAAGGAAGUAUUUGUCUUACUACUCGCCAUUCUUCAGCGGUAUCAUGCUCAAUGCAGCUCUUCUGGAGAAGAUGUGGAUACACGACUCGUCCGCGACGGCUGUGUGCACAUUCUGGGGAUUAUUAGUGCCAAUUUGGAGAGUAUUGGACGUCAUGACGUGAAGGAUCCCGCGACGGAACUGGGCGUGUCGUCUGACUUGGUUGCCGAUCUACGACAGGAGCUUGAAGCUAUUGCACGUAUUCGCGAAGAAUCUGGAGCGUCAGACGAUAGUUUGACAAGUGAUAUCGACAUGGCGGCGGCGCAGACGAUCGUGGCUGGCAUCACGGUGUUGUAUCCGUCUGCGCUGGAUAAACUGGAGCUGCUACUCCAGCUGCUGCGGCUGUACAUGCAACGCCCACUUGAUGCUACUUCAGCCAGCUACUUCGUCUUAGCAUCGGUGAUGAAGCUACUGGCUGCUCCAGGUCCUGAUGGAAUCCUGACUUUCAUGCCUUUUAUGGCCACCGAGAUUGCUAAGAGCAGAGGAGCGAGUGUCCAGGCUACCGAAGAAGCUCCAUGGCUCGCUGCAGUGACAGAAACCAUAGGGCUCCUCAUGCAGGUCGUGGUGAACGAUCACCGUCGACAACUUGCAAGUGACAAUGACAGCACUUCACACGACCCAACUGCGAAUACCGAUGGGCUAUCCGAUGAGGCUAUCAGUCUGCUGAAGACAUACCAGCUCUACCUGCUCUCAGAGGCUGUAGAGUCGACGAAGACGAAUGCAAUCGAGGACGACCCAGACAGUCCGAGAGACGCGAACGAGUUGAGAGCAAAGCUGCAACGACGAGUUCAAGUCCAGGAAGCAACGACCCAAUUCGGGUUUCUAUCUCUGAACGCGUAUCGAGAUCUGGCUGACAGUAUCGUCGCUUGUCAGGCUGAUGAAUCCUUUCUGCUUAACCAGUCUGCAGCCGCGCGUCAGGCCAGCGUUCGGUCGUAUAAGAUUCCGCUGCUGUCGGAGGUUCUCCCGUGGUUUGUGGCAUGUCUUUGCCUGUUACGACGUCAAACAUGGCUCGCUCGACCGAUACUUCCAGCGGUUGUAAGGCUGCUCGAAGCGCUGGACCACUACUGCUCGGAGUCGCAGAUUGCGAGCAAGUCUGCGCAUCGAUUUCAGCAGUUGGAGUCCCACCAGAAGGCGCGAUUGAUUGAAUCGCACGAGAUGGAGCGUGCUGCUGCGCUUGAAAGAGACCCGAGCUUCCGAUCGCACACAUCCAAGCGGCUGUACAACGUGUUCCAUCAGCUGUACACCGGAGAAAAGGACCAUUUCGAAGGCCAGAUUGGGUUCCAGUUCGAAGCGACCAGUUCGUUUAGCAUCGUCGCAUUGGGUCGCUCUGUCAAUCCUACCAGAAACGGUGGACGACUCACGCGCGAACACACAAUUCGGCUGUGGGAAGAGGGAUCGCAGCUACUUGUUGCUCACGCAAGAGUCGGUGGAAGCUCCAAGAAAGACGCUAUAGGGUAUGCAUUGGAGAUGCUCGCAAGUCCUGCGAGGAUCACACAAGGGAAGCUGUAUCGCUUGACGACUCAGGAGUUCGCGAACGGAGGAGACCCGUGGUACAAGAAAGAGAACCUGCCCGAUGAAGAAUACGACGAGUCCUUCAUCAGGAUCUUGCGCGACUGCUACGCAUCGGGCUCUGUUGGUUUCCCUGGAUCUCAGAACAUGAUGGGAGCUGCGUACGGUGUGCCGACGUUCUUGGUACAGGACGAGACUCCCUUGGCCAGUCUGCCACGGUUUAUCCCUCCGCACGGCUGCUUGCCACUACGAUUCAACACGAACAAGAAGCUGAACUCGGUCUGCAUCAGCCACGCGGGGACUUCAGCUUACGCGAAAGAUGGCGCCGAUACCUGGCGAACUUGUCUGCUGCGAACGGCGUUUCUUCAUGGCGUGCAUUCCGUGGAUUUCGCGCUCAAAUGCUCGCGUGCUGGAGGUACAGUCUCAGGUCAUAUAUGCGUUGGCGUGGAUUGGCGACGGCCGCAGAGCGGGAUCGUGGAGAAUCUAUCGAGCUACGAAACAUUCGUGGGGGAAACACUAACGAGCAUCGGGUGGAUGCCUUCUAUUGGUGCCGUUUGGGUACGAGGGACGCGGUACGACUACGGACCGAAGCUUCCAGUUGCUGCUGGCGAUAUCUUCACUGUUACUAUCGACUACGACUCACAGCUGCUCUCGUUCGCGUACAAUGGCAAGAAUAUUGGAGUGGCUGUCGGGCCUGGGGAGUUCGAGCCGCUUGGAACGAUAAUUGAGGGGCUACCUGAAGUGGUGACGGCUGGUGUGUCACUCUACGGAGCUCAAGAUGUCGUUCACGUUCGUCCGUCGGGAAUUGCGAGGUCAACGCUGUGUAUUCAUUGGCUGUUCGACUUGCACAACUCGCUUGCGUCUCUUGCAGGGCGUAUUGCUAGCACACUUAUCGCUGGCAAUCCUAUUGAUGGCGCAGAGGAAGAACUGUUGCCGUGGCUACAGUCACCUCUGCUGAGUGGAGGCAUCGCUGAGAGUUGUGCUAGUCAAGAUCAAUUCGGUAUGCGCUGGAGUGAUGCCUUACAUGCGGAUUAUGCGCGCUAUCCCUCGAAUGAACAGGCUGCUGGAACUGGAACGUUAGCACAAAAUGUCGAGAACAAUGCUGUGCUGAGGAAGCGUGGCUCUGGUGGACGGCUACAAGCGGAAGCUGUUCGUCAGCACGACUCUGCGUUCUGGGAGAGCUGGACGACGGAUAUGACGGAGCGUGGCAUCGUCCAGCUUAUCAUAUCGUGGCUGGAGAAGCACAGCCCCGAUCGUACCUUCUUGAGUCGACUUGGAAGGUUCCCGUCCUGUGAACGAUGGAUGUGUGCAGCUUUGAUCAUGCACGCUCCGUCGCAUGUCCUCCAAGAAGUUCAAGCGAUCGCUGCAGGAGCUGGCGCUAGUGCUACAGGCGAAGUGGUUGGAGCAGCGUUUUUCCUUGCCCAUGCGGAUCUAACCCCGUCGGACGACCUGAUCCAAGUCUGGAAGCGCAUCAUAAUGCUUCGCCACUGGCUGAUCAAAGAAAGCGUGGUGAUGCCCAGAACGUUCGAUGAUCUUGUGAAGCAGGUGAUCCAACGAGCAGAGUUCCUGUGUAAGCUGGCACCGCCGUCAGAGGAAGCUGAGCGACUCAAAGGAGACUCACAGAUGGCGCUAUUUAAUCUGGCGGAGAAGUGGAGUGCGCAAACAACGCCUCCAUCGCUGCAGCCGAUGCUUGAACGCUGGAAGACUCUAGGAGAAGCGGAUAGUUCGAAGUGGUCGGGGAUUGUGGAUGUGCUGCGUGCUCAACAUCGCUGGAGAGCUCGACGAGCCUCUAUACAUGGACAUGUCGGGCCAGCGACUACUCUCCAGCCUACUGAAAGUGACGACAGCGCAGAUGUCGAGGGCUCCGAGGACCUGGUGAGCAAGAAAUACGACUACACGAACAGUUUUUCAGCCAUGAUGAAGGCAUGCGAGCUGUAUAUCCGUGAUGGGACUGGAGCUCCUCCUGAAGUGCUGUCUCUGUUGCUAGAGAGACGCCAACGACGAUCAGAUUCUCGACUCUUUGGACUUCAAGCGAUGAAGAGCAUCCUAUCGCUGUUGUCUUACGAUUCCGCCAUCCACAACGCUCUGAUAUUCCUCCGCCCUGCCAUGAGAGGGUUCACAGAGAGUGAGAAGGAGUCACGCGAGCUGAACGACGGCCAGAUCGUCGCCGAGACCUUCCGAGCUACCGUCCGUCACCACUAUUUGAAGGGACUGGAAGGCUGCAAUCGCCAGACCAUCGAGAGUGUUCAAAGUGCCUUCUGCGAUCUCUACGGCUACUUGGCGCAGCUGCUCGGUGGGAGCUCGGGCCACUCUGUGUCGGAUCCGCAGCUGAAACAAACGAUUCUUUGUGCCUGGAGUCUGGACUUUGAGCCGCGCGACCAUCAGUUCUUACUUGACACGGGAAUGCUGUCCAAGCUGCAAGAAGUGUUUUCCAUUAGCUCGGUUCUGCGCGAGGCUUACUCGAGCAUCAACUGGCAUCCUUUGUCCGAGGAAUUCGUCCAGCAAGGUCUGCUACGCAGCGGAUAUAUGACGAAACGAGAUAUGAUCCGUCUACUGCAUCGAGCUCCUCACUACGCGUGCUCCGCGGAAUGGUGGAAGAAGAACGAACUUGAUGUGGAGAGUACAACCAAUGCAGUCCCGUUAACUGCUCGCCACACGGCGUCCUCACUGGCUCUACUCUAUUCCGACAUGCUGGGUCGACUGCAACAGAAGUUACUCGGCCCGCCACCUCGUACGCACACUGCGAGAGUACUUCUCUUCGGUGCUAAGGUAGCACCAGUCACUGGACGUGGAGCCCAGGCAUCAUCUAAUCCGAAGCCAGACGAAGUGAGUUACGUCGAGACGCCAGCAUUGGGCGAAGCGAAAGACUUUACUAUCGAGAUGUGGAUAUUCCCGACGGAGCUGACUGGAUGUCAAGCCUUGCGAUGUGAUAAUGGCGUGCACAAUGGCAGCGUUUAUCUGGAAUUAAUUGGUCGACACUUGCAGCUAGCGAUUCCAGGCAACUUCCCACGUGAACGGCUGUUUAGCUCGUACCCAUUCCGGUCCUUCGAGUGGACGCAUUGCGCUGUCGUUUACAACUCAAGCGAGAAACGCAUCCAGCUGCUCGUAAACGGAGCUGUGGUUGAGCAAAUGGCGUAUGAACGUGUGUGCAGCAUUAUAAACUUCCGCGAUUCUCGACUCGGGUGCUGGAUGAGUGAGGUGGACGCACAAGGCGCUGCACUCACGAACAUCUCGGCCCAACGGAAGUUUAAAGGAUCGAUCGCUGAAGUUCGGAUUUGGAGAGUAUCGCGUACUCUUGGAGAGAUCGCACAAGACUUCCAGCGCAGUGUUCCUUUAGUGCGUCCGACGGAGGCCUCCUUGUCCACGUCGCAAGUAUUCUCCAGAGACAUGAUCGGUUUGUGGCAUUUGACAGAAGGAGAAGGAAUCUGCGGCUACGACUGCGCUCCUGAGUUGAAAGCAGCGACGGAAGAUCUUGAAGCAAGAGGGUUCACCUCCACAAUCGCACACUGUCGCUGGGUUCCUUCGAGUAUCCCCGUCUUCGCAAAUGACGCUGUGGACAACAUGUCAUCGAGUGAAUGGAGUCGAGUCGUGGCGUGUCUUUCUUCCUUCCAGCGAACAGUUCGAUCGUGGUAUUCGAGUCAGUUUAACGAGUCCGCGAAGCUCUCGAAGCUGGUCUGUGAACACGACGAACGUGUUGCUAUCCACAAGUGGAGUCAGUUAUCUCGAAGUGAUGGCGAUGACGGUGUGGACUUGUCCGACAGUGAUGACGCGUAUUUGAGUGGCCAAACGGAUGCAACGCAGAGCCAGCUAAUGGAUGCGACUACGAGUAAGCUUCUGGCUCAGUGGAGUUCUUGUACAGACGAGCAGAUGAUUAUUCACAAGCAAACGAGAAGAUGCGCGUGGGUUGUGUUCCGCUUCUUGGCGUCCACAGGAAUCAGCGGUGCGUACGAGAGACGCGAGGGAGAAGCCAAGUCCGUUGCUGCAGUGGCAAAACUCAAGCGGAAGCAGCGACUUCAGAAGACUGGGAGUUCCAGUAAUGUCAUGUCUUCUGUUGGAAGUUCGGACGUGAUACGUGCUUCGAGUUCGGGCUUUACCGAUGACGACGCUGCUGCUCGCACAGCUGAAGCUGCAAGCGACGCAGCCAAGAGUGCAGCGACGAACAGAGAGCUGGAAGAGCCUGUGCUUCAGACGUUGUGGUUCUCCAAAGAAUUCCAUCGAAAAGUGUUCGAAGUUCUCGAGAAGGAGUUGAUCCAAGGCAAAGAGUUAACUGAAGAAGCCGAAGGGCUGACGCGUGCUCAACGGAUGCUUCGUUCCGUGUCUACGCCAGUUCAAAAGCGCGGUGCAAGUCUUCGUCAGUAUCCAAGUGACGUCGCGCAUGGGAAAUCUGGCUUUGUCAACGUCCACCAUGGCCCGAGUGACUUAACAGGAGACAGCGACGUGCUGGAGCCUCUGGAAGUCGAGACGCACUUGUUCGGGGUGUUGUUGUUCUUGCUUUCCCAAAGCCAGCAAUCACCAGCGAUAACGCAUCUGGUGCGUGCUCAUAUGCUUCGAGGGCUGCUGGAAAUGCUCCGUCUAGCGUCUCCUCGUUCGCAGCGCGUCGUCAAGCUUCUUCUGCGCCGAAUCUGCUGCAGUGGCAGUGUCAAACCGUCCGAUGUUGGCGCCAUUCUCGGCUCCGAGUCUGUACUAAUUGACUUGCUACUGGACCAAGUAGCCGAGUCCGUGUGUAGCACAGCUGCACCGAUGGCGACCCAUGCAGUCAGCGUCCCGGCAAGCAGCGCGUUGGUCGGAACGGACAGCUUCAUGGCGUCCACCGAGUCGUUAAGCAACCCGAUCGGGUUCCAUUCUGGUCAGAUCUCGCUAGUCGUGGCGUCAGAAAGUGUGGCGUUAUUACGACGACUAUUGAUGGAGAAACAAUGGCAGCAUGGCGUUGCAGAGAACUUGUGCAACGCAAUUCGCAACAUCACGCCGAUUCUGGCUAGGAAGAAAUCCGGCCCACCAGUUGACGCGAGAGCAAGCGCAGACCCGUCGGAUAUUCGCCUGAGAGCUGCAAUUAGCCGAGCGGUGGGCGCUCUUUGCGUCCUUGGCUCCCACUCGGACUGCAUUCGAAUUGGUGGGAAAGUGGCUGUCGCUGCUCAAGGAGCCAAUGGAAACGGGGCGGAUUUAAGUGCGGAUGGCAGUGCGCAGUUGGUGAGCGCUACGUUGAUCGAGAUGAGCUCGCAUGCCUCGACAGUCCGCGUCGCGUUCCACCCCACCACGUCAGGAGUGGACUUUGAUCCUGGCCACAACGUUCAAGACGUCGAGUUGUCGUCGUUGUCGCCGACCGAAGAGAUCUGCUUGCCUCCCACGGCAGCUCCACUUACGCUCGACAUGAUGCCGGUGAUUCUACAGCUCGCAUCCUUGGACGAGACGAGUGUCUUGACUGACUUCGACAGCUUAUGGAGACUGCAGAUCCGGUCGCGUGCGCUGUUGGCUCUGGAAGCUCUGCUGCGUAACUCGCUGGAUGUGACCAAGAGCUUCGUGCACGACACGUUGGCGCAGAAUCUUCUUCGGUCUGCAUUGACUCCGAUCAGUCUCAACAGCUUUGUGAGUUUGCCUUUGCUACAGGAGAGAGGUCGGAUGAUUCUGUGUCGAUUGAUCGAGUCUUCUACGCCACUUGGAGGCGCCAUGUUUCACGGCCUAAAGGAGCCGACAGCGCCGGCAUUUGCAGCCUCCGAGUCGACCACUAUCGCUGGAGUGGAAGCUAAUGACGAUCCCGCGGAAGAAGAAACAGAAGCUCAUCGUGUUCGCAGAGGGUUCGCGUCCACUUUGGCUGCUAUGGGCUUUGAGUUUGAGUUGUGCAUGGCAGCGUUGGAACACUCUCGGGACGACCCGAACUUGGCGGUGGAAUGGCUCAUGGGCGACGGAGCAGCCACGUACCAGGAGCGGCAAGAAGCGCAGCGUCUAGCGCAGGCUAGUAUUGCGGCGCACGAGUUAGCGGAAGGCGAAGGAGGGCCGGGGCUUACACUUGAAGUGAAGGCGGCAGAGCUUCAGAAUAUCUCUGGGAUGCCAUACUGUCUUGCCUUUUGUGCACUGGAGCUGUCGAAUAGUGACCCGAACCGCGCCAUGGAGUGGCUGAUGGAGCACGGCAGCAAUUACGCUGAGAAAUUCGACUCGCUUGACCUGCUGACGGACUCUUUCUCGGCUGCUAGGACGGUUGUCCUGGAAGACCGCGCUGCUAUGGAAGAAAUCGACCAACCCGACCCACUGGUGAUUACUUCUGGUCGUCAGGACGCCAUCGCGGCGGAGUUUUUGGGCUCCGCUGCAUCCACGAGAAACGCCGAGUUGGCUUACGCUCCCAAUGUCGACGCGAUGGCUGUGACGCUCGCUCCGAUCUUGGCUCCCGGGCCAGUCAAGCUCAGCUCUACUACAGCAGCACGUGACGCGAGUUUGACUGCGUUCUCGCCACUGGAUCCCGAGUAUUUGACCCCGAACGUUCUUCUCACGGUGGCCAGCGACGUUGGACCUGUCCAGCGACUAGCAACUAGCGGUCGAACUGGAAUUUACCGACGCUAUUCCCCCGACGACGGCGUGCUGAUCACGUUUCUGAACACUGAGUCUGGCGCGUAUGAAGACGAGUGGCAUUUCCCACGCGACUUGCGCCGUAUCGUGAGGAUCUACGAUGAGCCACUGGAGAGUGUAGAGAGCAUUCAUCGCGUCGCACUGAGGACGGAAAACGCGCUCUCCACGUACUAUGCCAGGCGCGCCGUCACAGCGCUACUCUGCGCUUUUAACUCGGUUGGAACCUCCACAUCCGACGUGCCAGCAGGGCAAGAUCUCGAAGAUAAGCCGCCGGUAGUGCCCUCCACGUUUUCAAGCGACAUUCUAAAUGUGGUUGGAGGUCCGCGCCAGUUUGUUAGCCUGUUGAAGAUGGUGGCAGCAUCGGAGAUGAAUGCUGCCCAGCACACGGAGGUGGAACCGAAGACUGCGAGGACUUCAGCGAGUGGGAGUGAUAAGGCUGACUCCAGCGAACAACCUCUGUCUUUAUUGACGAGUCUGCAGACGAUUACGUUGCGAAUGCUCCGGGAGGAAGCACGCGCUGACAAGUCUGACGAGAAGAGCGACGAAUCUGUCCGACACAUGAGAAGAACUCGUCAGCCUUCAGAUACCGAAGCGCAAGAGGUCGCAAGUGCGUAUCUGGGUGGUGGGAUGGAUGACCACGACGGCUUGCUGUCCAGUGUGCUAGUCAAGGAAUGCGUCAGUCACUUUGUGGAGUCUACACGGAUGGCAGGAGACGGCGCCGAGACGUCAGCAGUGCAGGAGUUCCAGUCGUUGCACUCGUACUUUGGUCGAUGCGAAUACGCUCGCGCUGUCAGCAUCGACAGUUCGUAUCGCUGCUUACGUAUCGUGUUCGACCAUCGCUGCCACUUGGGAGCGAAAGCCAAGCUGACAUUCUUUGCGGACCCGGAAUGCGAAGAUCGUAUCGGUGUCGUGGACAACGCGAUGACGACGUCGGGUCACCUACUUCCGGACCUUAUCAUCCAUUCGCACCAGUUCUGGUUCCGCUUCUCGGCAUCCGAAGAGAACGCCACGCAGGAUCAUGGCUACGGAUAUCGCUUCCAAGUCAAGCCGAUGGCGAAUAUCCGCUGGACGAAAGAGACCGAGGUGUUGGCGAGUCCUUCGUUGGAGUGGGCGUGCUGGAUAUUGGAGUUGUUACUUAACGAUGCGAUCGAGCUCGUCGCUCAUGGAGCUGUGCAUAACCGCCGAGUCUACGGCGCACUUGUGCGUUAUCUGCGCUCACCUGGAGCUCCAUUUAAAGGGCGAGUGGUGCGCUUACUACAGCAAUUACUGCACAAUCCCGAGCUGUUCCCAGCAGACGAAGUUCCAGAACUGAAUGCGUUGGAAUCGAUCUCUCGACUGGCUUUGACGCGUGCAGAAGUUGAUCGAGCGAGUGGCAAGGUGUUCCUCUCCGCUCACAUGUUGCAGCUGGUGGAGCUUUCUAUGAUGAUAUCGUCAGCGUCGACGAUCUUCAAGUGCAAGCUUGAUGGGGCAAGUGCUGCGUCUCCGAUUCUAACAACCCCGUUCGAUUUGCCAGUACCUUUCGAGCGGAAACGUGUGCGUGACAGUCUCAACGACGUGGCAGAGCUCACGAGAUUCUUGCUGGGCCAAACCGCACGUCUUCCUCAACAUAUAUUGGUUGCUAUCUGGCUGGAAGUCUACGGAUCGUCGGCAGUCAUCGAGACUUCGCAUCCGUAUGCUGCUGGGACGCCGUUAAGUGGCCUCGUGGCGUUUGAAGGCGCGCAAGCUCUUCGGUUAACGUUCGACUCUCGCUGUUCUCUCGCUCCCGGUCAAGGACAAGCAAUGUCGCGACUGGAACUCGCUUCGUUUACGCUGAUCCCCCGAGAAGAUGGUGGCGAACCUUCAAAGGAAAUCCGUAGUAACCGGACUUAUGCGGGGGAGAGUGGCUGGCCCGAAGGCCCCAUCGCUCAUGACGGCAACAACCUCGAGUACACGUUCUCUGCGGACGAAAAUGCAGGCGAUUACUUCGGCUUUGCAGCAACGAUAAGUGCUCUCGGUAUCCCCAAGGAGAAGCAGAUAGCGCGCGCGACAGUACAAGACAUGGAUCUUCUUCUUGAGAAGCUGGUCUCGAUGCAAGCUAACCGUGAUGACGGGCAGGGCUGGACUCAAGACAUGGACUUGCAGCUUGUGGACUGGGUGAACAAUCACGUGGAACCUAGCGCGUCGCUGUCAUCGACCACGCCAGCAACUACGAGGCAUUCAGUCGACCUACAACCAGCAGAUAUCAAGCUGGACAAAACGCUAGACGGCCUGAGAUGCUCACAGCUACUGACCCUGUCACUGGAGUCACUGCAGCUUCGGUUUGCGUUGCUCAAGUACCUGAACUUGAGUCUCCAUCACUGCUUACCGCUGCUGGACCUGCGCGAUACAAAGUCCGCCUGGACGAUCGCAUACCGACUGCGGCAACUGAGUCACUGCGUCUUCUUCGACGUCAAAGGUGCGCUCGUGGAGGCUGCAGUGGAGGCCACGAACGUCCCAGGAGAGACUUCUGGCAGCUCGCAACAGACGGCACGUAUCACUUUGGACCGGAUGCAGGCGCUGGAGUCACGAGAUGACCGCGAGGUGGAGCCGUCUGUGUCCGAGUGUUUCUUCGCACAGGCGUUCCGUCAACUACACGCCGUGGACCCAGCACUACUGAGACGUCAAAUCGACAGCAAAGGUCGCUUGUUCAGCGUCAAGUUCCGUGGCGAAGAAGGCGUGGACUGGGGUGGAGUGUACCGCGAAGGAGCCACGUCCAUGGUGGACGACUUGUUCUCUCCAUACUUCAGCUUGUUCGUCUUGUGUCCUAACGGUCAGCACGACACUGGCAACAACCGGGGAAUGUAUCUGCCCAACCCGAAGUGCACGUCUCCAGUGGCCAUGCAGAUGUUCGCGUUUGUAGGCCAACUACUCGGCAUCUCGCUGCGUACUCACGGCGACUUCCCCUUCAUGUUGCCGUCUCUGGUGUGGAAGCAAUUACUGGGCCAGACACUCACGCGCGCUGAUCUCGAGGACACGGACGCCAUGUUCAUCCAGAUGCUGGACGGGAUCGCCAACUGCGAGAACGAUGGCAUCUCAACCGAAGACGAGUUCGCCACGGCUUUCGCUGGUCUCGAGCUGCGCUUCACGGCCUCGUCGUGCACUGGAGAGGAGAUUGAGCUGGUCCUAGGCGGUCGCCAGCUCACCGUCGAGUUCCACAACCGCUUGGAGUAUUGUCGACUAGCAGAACGGGCGCGUUUAGACGAAUGUAGUGCACAGGUGACUGCGAUGGCUCGAGGGUUCGCCACGCUCUUCCCUCGACGUGUGUUGACUCUAUUGACAUGGCAGGAGCUCGAGAUCCUCGCGUGUGGCUCGCCGAAGAUCGACUUGGAUCUCUGGAAACGCCACACACGCUACGAUGGCUACGCUGAGGACGAUCUGACGGUGCAGCUCUUCUGGGAGGCGCUGGCUGAGUUCUCAGACGAGCAACGGGCUGACUUUGUUCGCUUCGCAUGGGGUCGCAGUCGUCUACCGCGUGGCAAGUGGCCGCAGCCGUUCAAAUUGUCCAAGAAAGGAGGACGCGAUGCCACACGUAGUCUACCCGUGGCCCACACGUGCUUCUUCUCGGUCGAACUACCGCCCUACACGUCACUGGAAAUUAUGCGCUCCAUGCUGCUUGCUACCAUCACAUUCGGUCUUGGUGGCAUCCUCAUGGCUUGA
Messenger RNA from Phytophthora infestans T30-4, 14445 nucleotides. RefSeq names its product HECT E3 ubiquitin ligase, putative. Bases 1 to 14445 code for a protein of 4814 amino acids. The transcript is spliced from 5 exons. The record is from RefSeq and is a predicted model, not a curated record. NCBI's taxonomy places the organism in Eukaryota, Oomycota, Peronosporomycetes, Peronosporales, Peronosporaceae. Gene Ontology annotation, molecular function: protein binding; ubiquitin-protein transferase activity.